This is a messenger RNA of Stegodyphus dumicola, 4168 nucleotides long. It is a transcript of the gene Cht7, whose product is annotated as chitinase 7. NCBI's taxonomy places the organism in Eukaryota, Metazoa, Arthropoda, Arachnida, Araneae, Eresidae. The record is from RefSeq and is a predicted model, not a curated record. Gene Ontology annotation, molecular function: chitinase activity; chitin binding. Gene Ontology annotation, biological process: chitin catabolic process; carbohydrate metabolic process. Gene Ontology annotation, cellular component: extracellular region.
CUUUACGAAGAACAAGUCCCGUUCAGAUUCGCUGCAGACGAUCUCGGAAAAAAGUCAUUUGCUACGGACGAUCUUUGAAAAAAAGCUUUUCUAUAGAAAAAGUGAUCAGCGCAUAUCUUUAAAGAAAACUAACGUGGACAUUUCAUCCACCAACCUACGUAUCAAAUUGACCUGAUUUUUUUUAGAUAUAUUUUUCCUUUAUUUCAUUUUGAGUUUUAUUUUUUUUUAACUCUUUGCCAAAGUUCCAGUAACGGACCGGUUGUUAGCCUGCAGCUCUUUUUGCUAAAGCGAAAGAGAACGAAACGUUCGACUGAGCGGAGGUAGUAGUGAUUUCGAACUAGUUUCUGGAGUGGAAAAGUCAAACGGAACUGGAUGAAUAAACGGUAGCCGAAGGAUUAACAAAAUAGAACAUCAGUCAAGUUGCCAAAUUUUUAAAAGCUUAUCAUGGGAACGUUAACGGUUGUAGCAGCUUUCCUGGUAGCAUUAUGCUUUGUGACGGAAGGAAGUCGGCUUACUAGUUCUAAGAGCACGAACAACAAGAAAAUAGUUUGCUAUUUCACCAACUGGGCACAAUAUCGGCCAAACGAAGGUAAAUACGUUCCAGAAGACAUAGAACCUCACCUAUGCACCCAUCUCAUAUUCGCUUUUGGCUGGAUGAAGAAACACAAGGUAUCCUCUUUCGACGCAACGGACGAAACCAAGAACGGCAAGAAGGGCAUGUACGAGAGGCUGGUGGAAAUUAAGAACAAGAACAAAGAUGUCAAAGUUCUCUUGGCUAUAGGAGGAUGGUCAUUUGGUACUCAGCGAUUCAAAGAGAUGGCGAAUAACCGCUACAACCGACAACUCUUUGUCUUCAGCGCCAUCAAGUAUCUACGAGACAGGAAUUUUGAUGGCCUCGACCUGGAUUGGGAGUUCCCAAGAGGAGGAGACGACAAAAAAAACUUUGUGCUGCUAUUAAAGGAAUUAAGAGAAGCUUUUGAAGAAGAAGCAAAAGAUAAAAAAUUACCUCGUCUUCUGUUAUCCGUUGCUGUUUCUGCAGGUUCUGAAACUAUACGAUCAGGAUACGAUGUACCAGCUGUUGCUGCUUAUUGUGAUUUCAUCAACAUCAUGUCAUACGAUUUUCACGGAAAAUGGGAAAGCCAGACUGGUCACAACAGUCCCCUUUAUGCUCUUUCCACUGAAUCUCAAUGGAGGAAACAGCUCUGUAUGGAAUUUGGCGUCAAACUGUGGGAGAAAAUGGGAGCUCCAAAAGAGAAAAUCAUUGUUGGCUUGGCCACUUAUGGCAGAAGUUUCACCUUGAGCAGUCCUGAUAAAAACGGAAUGAAUGUCCCCACGAGAGCAGGUGGUAAAGCUGGUACUUACACAAGAGAAGAAGGAUUUUUGGCUUAUUAUGAGGUGUGCGACUUCAUCAAAAAAGGAGCUAAGUAUGUGUGGGAUGAUGAACAGAAAGUUCCUUAUGCAUAUUACGGAGAUCAAUGGGUUGGUUUCGAUGACGAAAAGAGCAUCAGGAUUAAGCUCAAGUGGAUAAAAGACAAUGGUUAUGGUGGAGCUAUGGUCUGGACCCUCGAUAUGGACGACUUCCACGGUUCUUGUCUCAAUGGUAAAAAGUAUCCUCUUAUUGGAGCAAUGGGAGAAGAGCUCCUUGGUCACUCCAAACGACCCAUCACAGAUCUAGAAGCUUUGUCUAAAAAAAUAGCGAAAACCCUUCCAGCAACCCCAGCUCCUGUGCUUCCGAAGGAGGUCCUAAUUGUUCGUAAGGAUGAUGAUGAAAAAGAAGAAGUGGUGCCAGAAGUAGAUCCUGAUGCCAGCAAUGCUCGUAUUGCCUGCUACUACACCAGCUGGUCUCUGAAGCGUCCUGGACAGGGUAAAUUCCAACCGGAACAUAUAGAUCCCUUCCUCUGCACGCAUGUCAUUUUUGCUUUUGCUACUAUUAAAAAUGACACUUUGGCUCCUAUUGAUGGCGCUGAUACACCUUCCGGACCCACUAAGAAGUCGUUGUAUGACAGGAUACUCGGACUCAAGGAAAAGAACCCGGAUCUCAGAGUGCUUUUAUCCGUUGGAGGAUGGAUAUCUGGAACAGCUCCGUUUAAACAAAUUACAAAAUCUGGUUACAGGCAAUCUCUCUUCGUGUUUAAUGCCAUCGAAUACUUGCGACAGAGAAAAUUUGACGGUUUGGAUAUAGCAUGGGAAUUUCCAAGAGGAGCUGAGGAUAAGGAAAAAUUCACAAACCUCGUAAAGGAUCUGCAUGAAGCAUUUGUGGGCGAAGCUAAGGCCUCGGAAAAACCUAGGUUGCUGUUGACAGCUGCUGUUCCUGCUAGUUUUGAAGCCGUCGCUGCUGGAUAUGACGUCAAAGAAAUCAACAAGUACUUGGAUAUGCUGAACGUCAUGACUUACGAUUUCCACGGAAACUGGGAAAGACAAGUUGGACAUAACAGUCCUUUGUACGCUCUUUUCAGCGCAACGAAUUAUCAAAAGAAAUUAACAGUGGAUUACAGUGCAAAAGAAUGGGUCGAAAAAGGUGCAUCUAAAGAAAAACUGAUAAUAGGAAUUCCAACUUAUGGUCGGACUUUUACAUUAAAGAACACAUCGUUAACGGAUAUUGGAGCUCCAGCUAUUGACGGCGGAAAAGCUGGAAAUUACACUGGAGAACCAGGUGUCUUGGCAUUCUUUGAGGUUUGUGACUUCUUAAAAUCCGGAGCGAUCUUAGUUUGGGAUAAUGAACAGAUGGUACCUUAUGCUUACAAAGAUAACCAGUGGGUUGGAUUUGAUGACCAAAGAAGUUUGAAAACAAAGAUGCAAUGGCUAAAAGAAGCUGGCUAUGGAGGAGUGAUGAUCUGGUCAGUAGAUAUGGAUGACUUCAGAGGAACUUGUAUGGGUCUUAAAUAUCCUUUAAUAAAUACCAUAAAAGAAGAACUCAAAGGCUACAAUGUAGCGAAUCUUGAAGUUUUGAGUAGCAACAUUCUAAAUGCAUUAAUAGAUAAGGAUGAAGUCGUGUGUGAAGAAGAAGACGGGCAUAUCAGCUAUCAUGUAGACAAAAAAGAAUGUGCCAAGUAUUACAUGUGUGAAGGAAAGCGAAGACACCAUAUGCCAUGCCCAGUCAACUUAGUCUUCAAUCCCAAUGAGAAUGUCUGUGACUGGCCAGAAAACGUGGAGGACUGUGCUAGUGUAACAGGGGGCAGAACCCCUUAGAAAAUAUUUUAAAUACAUUCUGCCAAUUCCUUUGUUCCGAAGGCAAUCAGUGAUUUUAAUGACUGUACACAGGUGGACAUAAACAUAAAUUGCCUGUUACGGGUCUCGCAUGCAAUGAUUACGAUUAUGCAAUGUGCCACUGGUUGGAACUUUCCCUUAGAAAGCACUGAAUGCAUUGAAAGAUUAAAAUAAAAAGGGACAAAUCCUGCAUUUGUGAUGCUGGAACUCUGCCGAUGACAAACAUGCAUCCCUGUCAUCGGCAUAAACAUGGACAAAUGAUAAUUUUAUGUCAAGAAAAAUAGUGUUUGGAAACUGCAGAAAACAAGGAAAUUCAGCAGAAUAGUUUUUGAUACAAAAUGUGGAUUUCAGAGCCUGAAAUUUGAAAUUUUAUUUUUAGAUAUCAGAUUAUUAUGUAAUAUCUCUUGAUAAAAUUUCUGUGGAAAUUUAAUUAUAUGAUAAGUAGAUUGAUGAACUACAAAAAUUAUUUCGUGAUUAUUUUCGUAAUUUAUCAGUCUACUCCAGCAGUUGCGCAUCAGCAAGAGUAGUACCUUCAUGGUGAAGGAAUAAUUUAAUAAAAUUUAAACAUCUUAACACUCAAUUAUAUUUCAUUUUUUAAUGUUUAAACAUAUAAUUAAAAGUUAAUAUUUUGAAAUAAUUCACUGGAAAUAUAAGCUUGCUUAUUGUCAUUUCUCACAAAGUUCAUUGCCAAGUUAAUAUCACUUAUGGCUUACAAUUAAAUAUGCAUUGAGAUCAUAGGUAUGUUGUGAAUUUGUUUGUCCUGUUUCAGAUCCCAGUUAUGUUUCAUAUCAAUAACAAAUGUUCUUUUCCCAGCACAUCCCACCUUUACGUACCAUACAAUGCAGCUUGGUUUGAAUCUUACAUUCCACACUCAGCAAGUUUUGAAAAAUGUAAAGGCUUAGAGUUGUAUUUAUAGUUUUUAUGUACCUUUGUAUGAAUAAAAUUGUGUUUUUCAAUAAUU